Molecule: messenger RNA, 3216 nt
Organism: Plasmodium inui San Antonio 1
Lineage: Eukaryota; Apicomplexa; Aconoidasida; Haemosporida; Plasmodiidae
Exons: 1
Coding region: 1-3216 (1071 amino acids)
Molecular function (GO): GTPase activity; GTP binding
Source: RefSeq, a predicted model, not a curated record
AUGAUAACCCUCUGUUGUAAGCUCCUAUAUAAAGGGAAAUUCAUCCCCGUGGGUCGGAGAGUAUUCAGGGAAAAACUGAUAAGUGGGAGGAAACAAAAAUCUCCCAUCAUUCUGCUGCCGCCGUACAUAUCCAUACACGAGCUUAGGUUAAUGCUCAAUAUAAACUACGAUACUUGUUUCAAAGCGGCAAAUGUGUACAAGAGUGGAAACACGUAUAAGUGGAAGGACCCAGAAGAUAGGACCUUCCAAAGUGUAAACAAAAGGAACGUAAUUAUCCCCUACAGCACUGCUGCUUAUGUGAGUAAAAUUUUUAAAUUUAAGCCGAGACUCAUCCAGGUGGAAUUAUUUUGCGAAGAGGAAGAGAAAAGCAGUGGGACGCUCCAGGAUGUGUACAGGAAGGUGUACUUGGCGGAGGAGUACCAUGCCAAUGUUUUGAGGCUUCGAGGGGCAUUCACAAACGAUGCAAAGGAUGCGCCCGACGAAACUUCCCCCCUUGUGGUAGCCAACCCAAAUGAACCCCGAAGCCAGAGCAGCUGUGAUGAUGCCCCCAUGUUACUGCCCAACGCACAGUGGAGCUGUGAUGACCCCCCGUGUUUGCCCCCCAACGAGCGAAGUGCCCCACUGGACGAUAAAAAAAAAAACUACUACACCGUUGUGUCUGUGAUAGGGCACAUCAACCAUGGGAAAACCACCAUGCUGGACAAGAUGACGAACAACAACUUGGCGUUAAGUGAAGCGGGCUGUAUCACGCAAAAUAUAAAACCUAUACAUUUCGAACGUGGGCCUUUUAAAUUCACCUUUGUCGACACCCCAGGACAUAAGGUUUUUCAAAUCUUCAGAGGAAGGGCAGCUUUCCUCUCAGACAUAUUAAUCAUAUUAAUUUCCCUAGAAGUAGGCGCAGAGAUACAAACGGAGGAAGCAAUUAAGUACGCAGACAAAUUUGGCAUCCCAGUCAUUUUUGUUCUAAACAAAGCAGACCUGUAUGGAGAAAAUGAGUCCAUAGUAAAAGCCGAGUUAAGAAAGCAAUGCACAAAUAUGUAUGAUGAUGGAAAUUUAAAGCAUAAUUUUUCAAAAGAAAUUGAAAACGCGAUUGCUAUAUCGUCGCUGACGGGGUACAAUUUGGACAAGCUAAUCAACAGACUGUUUUUUAUUUCUCAUUAUAUUGACUUGCCGUAUCACAGUGUGAACAGGUUCUACAACACUUGUGAAGCCAUACGGGAUGCUGACUUAGCUGUUGGGAACUCCCUCGGGGGAGGGAACUCGCGUGAUAAUACCACUAAUGAGAACAUCCCUGAUGGGAACACACCUCGUCAUAAUGUCCCCCUUGAGGAGAAAACUGAGCCAAGCAUGAAGAACACAGAUAAAGCAAAGGAAAGGAGAAAAUCAGAUCUGAACCUACUGCAAAAGUAUAUUAGAAAAUCAGACUGCCUACUAGCCAUAGAUAAGAACCCAGUGGGCAUGGGCAUGGUGAUAGACAUAAGCAAAGACUCCAGCAAGGGAACAAUUCUUCAUGUCAUUGUCCGAAACGGAUUUUUCAUCGAAGGCAGUUAUUUUAUAUGCGGUUCUGCAUUUGGGAAAAUUCAGAAAAUGUAUAAGUUUAAUAGUAACUUUAAGGAAAGCUGCAGCUAUGCCGCGAUAGGGAUGGCUGUACUAAUCAGUGGAAUGAAGAAGCACGGAAACGCAACAACGGAUGAUUUAAUCUUUACCCUCCCACAGAGUAACGCUUUUAGGUUAUGUCAAUAUAGACUCAUGGUCGAAAAGUUAAGCACUCUACAAGUAACUGGAAAAGAAAUCAAAGUGUCCUGGGAAAAUGACAUGAAGAAAAAUGAAUUCCAUGCGGAAGAUAUUUAUCAAAAUCGACUCGCGAUGUCGGAUAAAAGAAAAGCCAUCGAAGAGUUCGGCAUAGAAAAGGAAAACAUAUUCGAAGAUGUCUCUGUGCAGGAAUUUCACAAAAGUAACACGCAAAGGAAGAAGGAAGAAGAAUCUGUAGUAAUCCAAUUGGAGGAAGAAAACAAAUAUGAAGACCAAUCAAGAGUUAAAAAAAAUAAAAUACAAUCUAUCCUCUCGCAGGAUGAUUCAAAUGAUAGCAUUUUAGUACCUGAAGAAAACACCUUUUCCUUUUUUGAAAGCCACAACGGGUGUGAACAGGUGGACGAGUUAGUCAGUUCCUACCGGGGAGGGGGCAGUCACCAAGAGAAGGACCAGCCAAACAUCCCAAGCGAUGCACCAAAUAUAAAUCCCGUGACACAUGACCAAUGGGAAGCAGCCAAAGAUAUCACAAACAAAGCAAAUAAUCAUGUUCCAAGCAGACCUUAUAACACGGAAAGUGCUACACUGUAUGAGUGUGCGAAAGGGGGGAAAAAGGACGCACACGAGGGGAAAGAAAAGACACACCUCGUGUUGGGAAAAGCCCCUCCUGGAAGAGGAAGGAAGAGCAGACACACCCAUAAAUCCAGCGCAACGAAUGGGCAAUCUUCUCAAGAAGCGGCGGAUUCUCAUAGCCAAACGUACACCGAUGAGAAGAAUCUCAACGAGCCAUGGUACUACGAAGAAAGCGAAGAGACGUGGGCGAAAAAAAUCCUGCAAAGAAACAAUGAGCUUAUGGAAACGUGGAGAAACAAAACGAGGCAAAGGGAGAUCGAAAAAGAGAGACAAAUUUUUUACGAAAAACAAAUGAUUUUGAAAAAUGAAAUUCUAAGGAGAAAACUCCUGGGCGAAGAAAAACUAACUGAAGAGGAGAUUAAUGCAUAUCUCUAUGAUGAAGAAAAGAGCAACGCAAAUAAUUCCCAAGCAUCAAGUAGCCCUGAGCAUAUAGAACUGCCCCCAAAAAAUUGCCCAGUUAUACCAAUCAUAAUCAGAACCAACUAUGUUGGAAUGUUCGACAUAUUUCUAGACGAAUUUGAAAAUCUCCAAAAAGUGUAUAAUGUUAAAAUAUCCGUCGUUCAUGGUGGAAUAGGUCCCAUAACCCCAAACGACGUUGUGCAUGCAGAAGUAGAAAGUAAUUUUGGCUAUUGUUGCAUUUACGCUUUUCAAGUCAAAGUGUUACCCGACUCGGUGAAGCAAUCAGUUCUCUCCAACAUUGUGAUAAAACAGUUCGACGUUUUCACCGACCUAAUUGACGAUGUUGUGAAUAGAAUUAAAAAUAUUAAGGCACUAAUUGCACAUAAUAUGUAUGUACGAAGUCUCAAGAAUGAAAGAACACAGGAGGGGGUGUAA